This is a messenger RNA of Tigriopus californicus, 566 nucleotides long. Its product is annotated as INO80 complex subunit C-like. The record is from RefSeq and is a predicted model, not a curated record. The transcript has 2 exons. NCBI's taxonomy places the organism in Eukaryota, Metazoa, Arthropoda, Copepoda, Harpacticoida, Harpacticidae. The coding region runs from base 42 to 440 and encodes 132 amino acids. Gene Ontology annotation, cellular component: Ino80 complex. Gene Ontology annotation, biological process: chromatin remodeling.
GUGACUCUAAAAUUGUUAGUUUUAGGGGGAAGACGAUUACUAUGGUACCUGAAGAAAACGUGGAAAGCACUGGGCAAAUUUCAGAAAUCGUGGAUUGGAAUAAAGUUCAUGUGCCAUUCAAAAAACCUAAUUUUGAGCUUUCGUCUCGGGAGGAUGUGAAAAAUAAGAAACAGUGGAAGAAUUUGAAACAAAUUAUCAACCAAGAGCAAUCCUUGUCCUGGCCAGAAGAGGCAUUGACGUAUGGAUCCAUUGAUGCGCCGCCAUCAUUCAGACCUGCGAAGAAGUACUCCGAUAUAUCUGGCUUGGAAGCAACCUACACCGACCCUCAAACCAAAAUGCAUUAUGCCACGACCGAUGAGUUCAAAGUGAUACGUAAACUUCCAGGUGACAUUGUGGGUGGGUAUCUCACACUACGAAGAGCCAAUGUGCAAUUGCAGUGACAGUGUUGACAAGGACAUUCAUCGCACUAUUUCAGUGAUUGAUUCAACUUUUUGAUGAUGUUCAGGUUUUUGGGCGUUUCAGUAUGAUGAAAUAGAUUGAUGACAAUAAAAAGAUGAGCCAAAAGA